AUCAGGAUUUACUUCCCUUUCCUACUGCUCAUUGCUUUUCUGUGGCUUCUGCAUAAAUAGCACUUUGGUUUUGCGUCAAGUCUUUGUGCUUUUCCGUUCCACUAACAAAACUGAAAGUUGUGAGCAACAGCGAGCAGAAGACACAAAUACUGAACACACCAGAAGGCACACAAGCUGAGAAAGACGAAGAACCCUGCUCUAGACUAUGAAUAUUUCUGAGAUGGCUCUAGACCACAACUUCACUAACAGCUCCUUCAACUGUACGAUUGACGGCUUCAAGCAAGUCAUUUAUCCCAUCAUGUAUCUUUUUAUCUUCGUCUUUGGUGCUGUUGGAAAUGGCCUCUCCAUUUAUGUUUUCCUCCAGCCUUCUCAGAGGAAGACCUCAGUAAACCUUUACAUGCAGAACUUGGCUGUUUCAGAUCUCAUGUUUGUGAGUACUUUGCCCUUUCGGGCCACAUAUUUCCUGAUGGGAUCACGUUGGAUAUUUGGUGAUACCAUCUGCAGGAUCAUGACUUACACCUUGUACGUGAACAUGUACUGCAGCAUUUAUUUUCUCACUGUGCUCAGUGUGGUUCGUUUCAUAGCCAUCGUCUAUCCCUUCAAACAUGGUAAAGUAACCAACAUAAAGUAUUCCAGGAUAAUAUGUGCCAUCAUAUGGGUCUUUGUGCUGACUGCCUCCAGCCCUCUCUUUAGCAAAGAAAUUGCUGGAUACAGCAACCCAGCCAAGUGCUUGGACCUCCACCCCUCCAACACACACAGGCUCUUCAUAAUGAACAGCUUUGUCCUCGUUGUGGGCUUCAUCCUGCCAUUUUGCACAAUUAUUGUCUGCUACUUCUUUGCAAUCAAAGCGUUGCUCAAGUCCAAGAAUCCUCAGCACAAGAAGGCGGUCUCUCACAAGAAGGCACUGUUAACCAUCAUCAUCACUCUCAUCCUCUUCCUCCUCUGUUUCCUGCCCUAUCACAUACUGCGAACUGUCCACCUGAUGCACAGCAGCUGCAGCCAGGUCAACAUGCCCAUUCACAAAGCACUGGUGGUCACUCUCUGCCUUGCUGCCAUGAACAGCUGCCUCGAUCCCAUCCUCUACUACUUUGCUGCUGAAAACUUCAAAGCGAGAAUCAGAAGUUUGUACCGCAGAGGAGGGUCGUGCAUCUGCUCUUUGUCAUCUCUAGGGCAACACCUACGCUGCUGGAUAAAGAUGAGGACAAGCAGCCUGGACCAGCUCACACCCACGCUGUCGUGUAGAAACACCCUGGAGGAAACCAGCUGGAGCCCUCCAAAAUGGAGUUGGGAGUGAAAUAACAGGCUUGUAGAGAAGCGGAUAAUCAGCUUCUGG
Molecule: messenger RNA, 1333 nt
Organism: Tyto alba (common barn owl)
Lineage: Eukaryota; Metazoa; Chordata; Aves; Strigiformes; Tytonidae
Gene: CYSLTR2
Product: cysteinyl leukotriene receptor 2
Exons: 3
Coding region: 206-1294 (362 amino acids)
Biological process (GO): G protein-coupled receptor signaling pathway
Cellular component (GO): plasma membrane
Molecular function (GO): G protein-coupled receptor activity
Source: RefSeq, a predicted model, not a curated record